UCAGCCCUGAAUUCCUGCCAAGCGCCCCCAAACCGAGUUCCGAAUUGCCGUCGAUCGGACGAGCGGGGAAGCUUCAUUCAUUCGUAUUUAUUUCUCUUGACUUCAGUUCGUUAAUUCUCAUUCUUGGUUCUCUCCCUGUCAUCCUGUCACAUCCAUCAUGAUCUUCGAACCACUCAUCCGACACCCCCUUCCCUCCACCGAUCUCCUGACUUACAUCUUCUCCGACCCCAAACAUGACCCCAACAUCCCGGCCUACGUCGACGUGCACGACCCGUCGCGCUCCAUCUCACAUACUCAAGCCAGAGGCAUCAUCCGGCAAUUAAUUGCCGGCCUUCGAGCAUGGGGUGUACAGAAAGGCGACUGUGUCGCCAUCCAUUCCUUCAACGAUAUCUACUACUCCAUGCUCGUCCUCGCCAUCAUCGGCGCAGGAGGCAUCUUCACCGGCACGAACCCGGCCUACACGCCGCUCGAGCUAGCGCACCACUUCAAAACCGCACAGGUGCGCUUCGUGGUCGCCGAGCCCGAGAUCCUGCCCGCCGUGCAAACCGCCAUUAAAGAGUCGCGCAUCCCCGACCGGAAUGUCCGCGCCUUCAACCCCCUGGAGCAACCCGUGCCGAACGGGCUGCGGGGAUGGAAGGAGUUCUUCGACGCCGGCGAGGCGGACUGGGUGAGUUUUGAUGAUGAGAAGGUCUGCGCGGAGACCACGGCCGCGAGGCUGUUUAGUAGUGGGACGACAGGCCUGCCGAAGGCGGUUACCAUCACGCAUCGGAAUAUGAUUGCGCAGCAUGAGGUGGUGUUUGAGGUGAAUCCGAAGCCGUAUCGGGUAACACGUGUCGUGGCAACACCCGUCUUCCACGCCGCAGCCGCGCCCGCCGUGCACUUCAGCACGCUGAAAGGCGGACACACGACGUACCUGAUGCGACGAUUCGAUCUCGCCGAGUUCCUGCGAGCCGUCGAGACGCACCAAGUGACCGAUCUCGCGCUGGUGCCGCCCAUCGCCCUCGCCGUCAUCAUGAACCCUAUGUCGCGGCAGCGACCGUAUCUGAAGUCCCUGAAGUCUGCGGCCUGUGGCGCCGCGCCGCUGGAUAAGUCGGCCCAGGCGAGAUUCCGCUCUUUAAUGGCGGAAGGGGCGCCGUUCACGCAGGUCUGGGGCAUGACGGAGACGAGCUGCGUGGCGACGUUGCUGACGUAUCCGGAGCACGACGAGGGGAGUGUCGGGCGGUUGGUGGCGAAUUUGGAGGCGAAACUCGUCAACGACAAGAAUGAAAACAUCUCGGCGUACAACGUGCGCGGGGAGCUCUGCGUGCGCGGUCCCACUGUCACACCAGGGUACUUCAACAACCCCAGCGCGAACGCCGAGUCCUUCGAUUCUGACGGAUGGUUCCACACGGGGGACAUCGCAUACUGCGACGGACAGACGCGCAAAUGGUACAUCGUCGACCGCAAGAAGGAGCUGAUCAAGGUGCGGGGAUUCCAAGUGGCGCCGCCGGAGCUGGAGGCCGUGCUGCUGAGCCAUCCGCUGAUUGUCGACGCGGCGGUGAUCGGGCUGCGCGGGGUGGUGGCGGACUCAGAGCUGCCGAGGGCGUACGUGGUGAAGAGGCCUGGGGCGGAGGGCGAGAAAUUGACGAAGGAGCAGGUGAGGGAUUAUUUGGAGGAGAGGCUGGCGAAGUAUAAGGCGUUGACUGGGGGAGUGAGGUUUGUGGAUGCGAUUCCGAAGAAUGCCAGCGGGAAGAUUCUGAAGAAGGUGCUGAGGGAGGAGAGUCAGAAGGAGAUUGCUAGGGGGGUGAAGCUGUAAGAGAGAAUAUCUGGCAGCUGGGGUGGUUAGUUUGUUGAUCGCUUCUGCUGGAUCGUUCCUUAGUCUAAAAUGGCCGAGGCUGUUGUCUGCCGGGGUUCAUGGUGAAUUGUUUGUAGGUCCUCGAUUGUAACAACAGAUUGACCUUGCCUGUGUCUUCACGUUUCAAACGAG
Molecule: messenger RNA, 1966 nt
Organism: Aspergillus steynii IBT 23096
Lineage: Eukaryota; Fungi; Ascomycota; Eurotiomycetes; Eurotiales; Aspergillaceae
Product: acyl--CoA ligase
Exons: 5
Coding region: 158-1795 (545 amino acids)
Biological process (GO): secondary metabolic process
Molecular function (GO): CoA-ligase activity
Source: RefSeq, a predicted model, not a curated record